CCAUCACCAAGCCGUGGUGCAAAAAAAAAAACGGCCAACGUCGAGCAUGGCGGACCCCCUAACCAUCAGUGUAUCGGUGCUGGCCAUCAUCACGGGCGCCAUUCAAUCGACAAAGUCUCUCCACGCCACCGUCAGUCGCUAUAAAGCUCGCGACAGGACACUUAAUAGGCUACAUGACGAACUCGUAGACCUUGCCAGGGUUCUGGACUCGCUGGAGCAGGCUGUUGGUUCCGAGGCGUCAAUAUGGGCCCUUCUCGAAGGCCCAGUCAGCCAAUGCUCCAAAACAUGCCGCGAGUUCGAAGAGGUCAUGAAAAAGUUUGGCGGAAAGUCUGUAACCGGGCUGAGAGACUGGGCCAAGAUGGAGUUCAUGCGGGAUGAUAUCAACGGCUUCAUUGAAACCCUUGCAACGUAUAAAGCGACAAUCACAGUCGGUCUAGGUCUUAUUAGCAUGCUUUACUCCAAGCUGAACCAUAAGGUCCUCGAACAAUUCGAUGAGGCGAUCAAGGACGCCGUCGACAACCUCGAGAUGCGCCUCCAGCGCAUUGACGAGAGGCUGGCGCGCAUCGACCCGGACGAGACGUCAGACGUGGAGACGAGCAUCAUGCUGCAUGACGAGAGAGAGAGGACCAGACAAUGUCUUCGCGUUUGCGAAAAGGCCAGGUCCUACCUCGAUUCUUUAGCGCAGGACCAGCAAAUCCCACCGCAACAAGGGGAGGCCUCGAGCGCUGGUAAUAUCGCGCGAGACCAGUUCGAGUCGGAACUCAAGAUGAAGCGGGCAAUAAACGAGAGCCGAAGCAUGUUCACUGAAACGUUGCGCCAGAUUCAAGAAGACUACAAUCGUCUAGUCUCGAGCGAUGGCCCCGAGACCGACCAACAGAGAACGCAACUGCGGCUGCAGGAGCACAUCGCCACCUCGAGGCAGUGUUUGGAGCUGUGCAAAGAGGCGUCCAACCAGGUCGCUUUCCAGAAGAUCCACAUCAUCAGGGAGGUAGUCGCCGACGACGACACCGAUCAAGUGGUGGUCACGACUCUCGCCGACCUUUUCGACGUGGGAAAAGUGCUGGCCAAGAGUAGAUCGUCGCAACUGGUCGGCUCGAUGGCGGACGAGACGCUCAAAAAGUUGUCGACGGAUCGGUAUCGUAGCCGAUUUGGCGUCGCCUCUAGCGACCACGGGCCAUUGAACCUCAAGGCCCAGGAGGGGAGCAAGCCCGCCCCUCAUCCAAUCAGGAAUGAUGGGCAACCGGAAAGUGCGGGCUCGAGGCACGACAAGCCGACAUCUAAUGAGGUGCGGAAAAGGGCUGCUGAAGGUCGAGGGAGCCCAUGAAAGGACGUAUGGGGCCUUGUCGCAUUUCAUGUCCAAAAGUAGGUCUAGUAAUAUGCAUCAUUUUGGAUUGAGUCAAGCGUCGUCGCCACAUUAUCAUU
Gaeumannomyces tritici R3-111a-1 is the source of this 1422-nucleotide messenger RNA. RefSeq lists its product as hypothetical. The transcript is spliced from 2 exons. The record is from RefSeq and is a predicted model, not a curated record. Bases 47 to 1324 code for a protein of 425 amino acids. NCBI's taxonomy places the organism in Eukaryota, Fungi, Ascomycota, Sordariomycetes, Magnaporthales, Magnaporthaceae.